GGGAAACAGUCGAUUAGUUGAUAGAAAAAUUGAUUUUAAUAGGGGAAAAUGUGACAUUUUGACAUCUUUAGUAAAUGCUUGAAUGUGUUUUUUGUUUUUUUUUUUUAAAGAAAACUUAAUUCCUCUGAGUUCAGGGCCGGUUGGAAUAUUUUAAUUUGCUUUUAAAUAAAAUACAUUAUUCACAAAGUAUAAUUUUAUUUUUUCUGUGCAAAAAGAUCAACUCGAUUCUGAAUGAUCAUAAAGAAUCGACGGGUAAAUAUCAUUAAAUACUUCUUUUUUAAUGUUAGCAGUUCACAUUAAUUGUGUGGUUUUAUAUACAUUUGUACUGAUUUAAGUGUUGUAAACAUAUUAACAGCUUAAUAUAGUCUUCAAAACUUUUAUUAACCAUUUAUAAAUUGUUUCUUAUCAAAAAGUAGUUACCUUAGUGUUUUUACAGAUGCAUGUAACCACAAUUAUUAAUAAAUAAAAGUAAAUAUAUCUGUUAUUGUAAAGAUGUGACUAAUCUUAUUAAAACCCAAACACAAAAUGUCAAAUCUUUUCGCGCCAAAAUUUGUCCCUCGUGCUAGUACUCUGACCACCUGACUGUCACGAGUGGGUCACAUGAUGAAACAAGGAAGUGCCCAGUCAGUCAGCAGACAACAACCAAAACAAAAACCCCUAGAUAUUCCACUUUAGAGGAGUAAUUCUUCUACAUAACAUGCCUGAAACAAACCACAAACUAUGAGUCUGCGUGGAAACAUCUUUAUCCGUGCAGUUUGUGUUUUGUUGUGUUUGUUUGUCGGAGUUUUAACCGGGUUUUCUUCAGUACCGGAGCAGCAUCGGUCUCUGAGUCUGGCCGGUAAAUGGAGUCUCUCAAACGCCAACGGUUCGGUGUCUCUGCCCGCACAGGUGCCCGGAUGUGUUCACUCCGCUCUGCAGCAACAGGGAUUCAUCCAGGAUCCAUAUUUUAGGUUCAAUGAUGUUUCUUAUCGGUGGAUUGCUUUUGACAACUGGACAUACACGACCACGUUUAAUGUGUCAGCCCAAGUGAGAACCAAACAGAAGGUGCUUCUCGCCUUUGACGGCGUGGACACUGUGGCGUCCAUUUGGCUCAAUGGAGUCGCUGUGGGCAACACGGACAACAUGUUUCGUAGAUACGACUUCUCGGUCAGAGACCUGCUGAAGGACGGCGAUAAUGUGCUGAGGGUUCGUUUGCUGUCUCCGGUUCUUUACGCGUCUGAGCGGAGGGAAGCUCAUUCUGCCUACAGAGUUCCUCCUGAAUGUCCUCCAGAUGUUCAGAAGGGGGAAUGUCACGUCAACUUCAUCAGGAAAGAGCAGAGCUCUUUCAGCUGGGACUGGGGGCCUUCGUUCCCCACGACGGGACUGUGGAAAGGAGUUCGACUGGAGGCGUUUGAUGUCCUGCAGCUCGUCCAGGUUUCCUCUGUUUCUCUUUACAACUUCAGCCUGACUCAGUGGAGAGUCCAGGUUGAGCUUCUUGUCGAUGCUGUUCAGACAACAAACGGCCGAAUCUCUCUCUCCGUACCUGAGCUGCACUCGGAGCAGAGCGUCCACACACACUUCCUGUCUGGAAGGACCAAGAACACCUUCGUCUUGCACAUAAACACGAGCAGCACGGUGAAGCUGUGGUGGCCCAGCGGCCGCGGCGACCAGCCCUUCUACCAGCUGACUGUCAGAGGUUUCCAGGAUGGAUCUUUAAUCCUCAAUACAAAGUCUAAGGUGUAUUUCCGCACCGUGGAGCUGAUCCAGGAGCCGGUCGUUGGGUCUCCGGGACUCAGCUUUUAUUUCCGCAUCAAUGGGAAACCAAUUUUCCUCAAAGGCUCCAACUGGAUCCCGGCCCACUCCUUCCAGGACCAGAUCUCCCCCGCUGUUUUGAGGAACUUGUUGCAGUCGGCUGUAGACGCCAACAUGAACACGCUCAGGGUCUGGGGAGGAGGAGUGUACGAGCAGGAUCUUUUCUACAGUCUCUGUGAUGAGCUGGGAAUCAUGAUUUGGCAGGACUUCAUGUUUGCCUGCGCUAUGUAUCCCACUGAGGACGACUUCAUACAGACAGUCAGAGACGAGGUCGUCCAACAGCUCCGGCGUCUCAAGUCUCACCCCUCUGUGAUCAUUUGGAGCGGGAACAAUGAAAACGAAGCUGCUCUGGCGACAGACUGGUUCGACAUCCCAGCUUCACAGAGGCCUCGUUACGUUAAAGACUAUGUGACGCUGUAUGUGAACAACAUCAGGGAGCUUGUGCAGGAAGAGGACCAGAGUCGCCCCUUUCUCGUCUCCAGUCCCACAAAUGGGGCUGAAUCGGAGCGGGAGGGAUGGGUGGCAGCGAACCCCUACGACCUUCACUACGGAGACACUCACUUCUACAGCUACACCCUCGACUGCUGGGACUGGAGGAAUUUCCCCCGGACUCGCUUCGCCUCUGAAUACGGCUUCCAGUCCUGGCCUUCCUUCUCCACUCUGCAGCCGGUUUCUAUAAAAGAAGACUGGAGCUACAGCAGUAAUUUCUCUUCCCAUCGUCAGCACCAUGAGGGCGGGAACCAGCAGAUGUUACAGCAGGCUGCUUCACACUUCAACCUGCCGAACGCCACAGAUCCACUGAAGAGAUUCACAGACACUCUCUACAUCACUCAGGUCAUGCAGGCUCAGUGUGUGAAGACUCAGACAGAGUUUUAUCGGCGGAGUCAGACUGAGAUCAUUGAGGGCAAAGGUCACACUAUGGGCGCUCUCUACUGGCAGCUCAAUGAUAUUUGGCAGGGACCUUCCUGGUCCUCAAUCGAGUUUGGUGGGAAGUGGAAAAUGCUGCAUUAUUUUGCACAGAACUUCUUUGCCCCCGUCCUUCCUGUUGGGUUUGAGGAUGAAGACACGCUGUUCAUCUACGCCGUCUCAGACAUGAGUCACGACCUGAAGCUCAGAGCUGCCGUGUCCGUGUACUCCUGGACUGAUCUACAUCCUGUGUGCUCACUGAAGUCAGACCCGGUCCUGGUCCCCGGGGGCAGCGCCGUGGCCAUCUUCAAACAGCCGGUCGCCGCCCUGCUGGCAGGGUGUGGACGCUGCACCAGGCUCACCUGCCUGCUCACCUUCCACCUGGAGGACAGCGGCGCCCAGCUGGGUCCCACCAACCACCACUUCCUCUGCUCACCCAAAGACGCUCAGGGACUCCAGAGACCGAACAUCACAGCCACAGUGCAGCAGGAUCCGACCGGCCUCACCGUCACCCUCCGCUCCGCCUCUGUGGCUCCUUUCGUCUGGCUCGACGUGGGAAACAUCCCCGGACGCUUCAGCUCCAACGGCUUCCUGAUGGUUUCUAGCAACGUGACGGUCAGUUUCACUGCGUGGCGUCCCACCAGCGCCGCAGAGCUCUCCAGAUCCCUCACCGUCACAUCUUUGACCGACGUAUACUGACCUCAGACCAGAGAGGUACCAAAGCACGAAGGAAACAGAUGGGUAAACUGCUCGGCUGCUAAAUCAGCAUUAAUAGAGCAGCAGAUGAGCUCGUAUAUGAAGGUUAUUGUGCAUUUUUAUGACUAAAGCAUUAAACGUUCAUGUUUCUAUAAACCAUGAAGUUUAUUUUCAGAUGUGGAGACAUUUCAGAUUUGACCUCUGGGACAGGGCGGAGCCUCCUGGAGCAAUGAGUGUGGUUCAGACCAAACUAGCAUAGUGCUAAGGUGCUAGCUAAUCAGGUACUUCCAAAGAACACACAGCAGAAGUUGCCAGUGUUUUUAACAACCUACCUGAACCACCUGGAAACGGCGGGGUCUGCAGUCCCAAGCAAACAUGGCGCUCUAAGCAAAAUUAUGUUACAUGACCACAGCAGCAAAUAAGCAUCUUUAUUAGAACAAAAAUCUAAUUUUGGUGAAGAUGUGUGUGAUCAUGAUGGAGAAAUGGGGCAGAAACUGGAAAAAUGCAACGCUGAGGUCUCCAGAUAUAAAUUGCCUCCACGUCACAAAUCAAACUUUGGGGUAUUUAGAUGAUUUGCUGGAACUUUCAUGCUUCAGUCAUAAAAUGCACAAUAGGUUUGUCUCCGUCUCAGUAUUUAAAAGUGUCUUUUAAAACACAUACUGCGGCUGAGGCUCGAUCCUCGUAGAGAUUUGGAGGCCAGACUGAUAUUUUUCUACCGUAGCUGUUGCAGUCUCACUAAGUGCCGAUUUUCUGAACUUGUUUUCUUACCAAACAAAGAAGGAAGCAGGGAAACUUUGAUACUUUACAUGAAGCUUUCAUUCAAACACAAACCUUCAGACAAAGGAAUGAAAUGUGCAAAUAUCAAUUCACCUGUAAUAAAGUUGUACAAGCCAAUAAAAGCCUUGGGAUAAAAUUUCUAUGUUGGAACUGACAUGAAUGAAAACCUAAGAUAUCUUCAUGUCCUCAUCCUUGAAUUGCUGUUGCAGAGGAAAUAUAAUCAGCUCUGAUCUGAUCGAUGAUGGCGUGUGCACUGAAAACUAUUUUCCUUUUGUGUGUGUGUUUUGCAUUUUUGCACAUUGUUCAGAUAAUUACCAGAGCAAAGGCUCUAAUACUUGAGAUCAUGGAUGUGUUGUAAUGGACACAGAACUGUCCAAAGAAUGAAUUGUUUUUCAUUGGUUCUCGAUUGAGAUCAGUUUGUAAAUAUUAUUUUGAUAUGUGAGUGUUUUUCAGUGUUGCAUUGAUCGAUGCUUCUUACAUGAACUGUGGGGUUGAAUACUUUUUGCAGACACUGUAAGUUAAUGAUUUGAAAGCAAUAAACACAAACAUACAUUUUUCUUUAUCAGUC
Messenger RNA from Seriola aureovittata, 4738 nucleotides. RefSeq names its product mannosidase, beta A, lysosomal (gene manba). The record is from RefSeq and is a predicted model, not a curated record. NCBI's taxonomy places the organism in Eukaryota, Metazoa, Chordata, Actinopteri, Carangiformes, Carangidae. Gene Ontology annotation, biological process: glycoprotein catabolic process; carbohydrate metabolic process. Gene Ontology annotation, molecular function: beta-mannosidase activity. The transcript is spliced from 17 exons. Bases 721 to 3396 code for a protein of 891 amino acids.